Aphanomyces astaci is the source of this 486-nucleotide messenger RNA. RefSeq lists its product as hypothetical. Gene Ontology annotation, biological process: lipid metabolic process. Lineage: Eukaryota; Oomycota; Saprolegniomycetes; Saprolegniales; Verrucalvaceae. The transcript is spliced from 4 exons. Gene Ontology annotation, molecular function: oxidoreductase activity, acting on the CH-CH group of donors. Gene Ontology annotation, cellular component: membrane. The coding region runs from base 1 to 486 and encodes 161 amino acids. The record is from RefSeq and is a predicted model, not a curated record.
AUGGCGGCAUGGUACUUGAUGAACGGCAACCGCUUGUGGGUCCAUCGAGCUCUGCUUUGUGCCAUGUACAUUGCCUGCGGGGUUCGCUUCAUGUUUGGAUGGGUGAAAAGAGGCCACGUGACUAAGGAAGACCAUCGGUGGAACCAUUCGAAAGUCAUUGGACGGCAUCCGGCGGAAUAUGUCGGGGCUGGCCUUUGGUUGUUUGGGUUCGUCUUUGAAAACAUUGCCGAUGCCCAAUUGAGAGUUAUGCGCCAAGGCCUGUGGAAGUACUACCGGCACCCGAACUACUUUGGUGAAUUCUACCUCUGGCUGUCGUAUGCCAUCAUGUCGUUCGCCGACGCGUCGCCAAUCCAACGCGCGUUGCUCGUGAUGCUACCAGGGCAAGUUUCCCUGAAGAAGCGAGGCCAAGCUUACGCAGAUUAUCAAGCCGAGACGUCGAUUCUGUUUCCGUGGUGGCCAAAGUCGAAGAGCGAAAAACGAACGUAG